This is a messenger RNA of Blastocystis hominis, 1377 nucleotides long. RefSeq lists its product as hypothetical. Gene Ontology annotation, cellular component: extrinsic component of membrane. Gene Ontology annotation, biological process: protein targeting to vacuole; protein retention in Golgi apparatus. Bases 1 to 1377 code for a protein of 458 amino acids. The record is from RefSeq and is a predicted model, not a curated record. NCBI's taxonomy places the organism in Eukaryota, Bigyra, Opalinata, Blastocystidae. The transcript has a single exon.
AUGGACAAUCGUCUUCUCGUCGCGAUUCUCCAUUUGGUUUCUCUGAUUCCUCUGCAUCUUCUCUCCGACUCCUCCUCUAAAAACGUUCUGGAAGGCGAUGAAUUCAAAUCGAUCGUUGUCGUUCCCUCCGCUUCGCAAUCCACUGGACGCGUCGUUCUCGAGAACUUAAAGAUCGACGACUUCACCAUUCUGGUCAGCAACAAAGUCGACCCCGCCACGACUGUUACCGGUGUGUUCCUGCCCGCGAUUCCGACGCUUCUUCCUCUCCAAACGCUUCUGGACACGCUGUGCAGCUUGGUGGCGGAUAUCGACGAGACCAAAAUCAAACUGACCGGCAUCAAUCUCCCCGAAUACGUGGGAUCCACGCAGGAUUUAGCGAAAGUGCUGAGCGAGCAUUACGUUCCCAUCGCCACCAAGCAGGCGUUGAAGAUUCUGGGAUCGAUCAAUCUGCUGGGCAAUCCUGUCGGCCUCGUCGAAGAUGUCGGCAGCGGAUUGAAGGCGUUCUUUGUGGAUCCGAUGGCCGACGAGACCAUCGACGAGGAGGAGCGAAACCGUCGCGUGCAGAACGGAGGGAAGAUUCUGGUGCGCAACACCACGAAAGGCGUGGUGAACACGGCGAGUAAAAUCACGGGAACGCUCGGAAACGGGCUGGCGAGUCUGACGUUCAACAAACACUACAAGGAGCAGCGCGCUCUGGGACGUCGCGGCCUGAUUCACGGCAUCACAUCGGGCGUGACGGGCGUGGUGAUGGAUCCGAUUCGCGGAAUGAAGAAGAGCGGAGUGAAGGGAGCCGUGGAAGGCGUGGGAAUGGGACUGAUCGGCGUGGUGACCAAGCCGAUUUCGGGGUUGUUGGAUGACACGACGCGUCUGUUGGACACCACGAAAGAAGUGAUUGUGAACGAGAAACGGCCGGAGCGGCUCCGAUUGCCUCGCUGUGUGCUGUGCGACGGCGUGAUCCGAAGCUUCGAUGAGCACGCAGCGACGGGGCAGAUGCUCUUCUUCACGAGCACUACACGCUAUUUGGUAGAACGCGGCGAGAAGGAGCAGUACGUAUUCCACUGCACAGUGGAUAACGGAACGCACUAUCUCGUGGUCACGCAGUAUCACUGUUUCUUGCUCUCUCCUACCGCGGAUCUGCUGUGGUAUGUCUCCGUGCAGAACCUCAACAUCGAAGUCGACGAAGAAGAAAUGCGUCUGCUCGGCGGAGGCGAGUCUAAGCUGGUUCUCUUUGCGGACAAGGACAUUUGUUCGCGCGUGUACGGCAUUUUGAUCAAUAUGAGCAACUGGACCAACAAGGAAAUCGUACAGUGCAGCAAGGACUUCGUCAAGUUCGUCGAUUCGCGCAGUAGGCGAUCUUUUUGGGCGGCGAGGACGUAG